CGCACUGAAGAGGAAAUAUUCUUGAAGCUUAAUCUUGUUCGUUUUCGUAGCCUCUUCGCCCACUUGCUGGGACAGCCCGAAAGCGACUGCGAGGACGUCUCCUACGUUGACGUCGACCUUUUGGCAACGAAUAGCUUCUACUUUGACGGCUUCGCUGUCGAUAAGUUUUCCCAACCUCGGCAGACUUUCCUAGUUCAAAUCAGUUUGAAUGUCUGUGGCCAGGUUCGACCAGCCGGCUUACAAGGUGUUCGAGCCCGGCUACCGCACACGGCGGACGAUAAUCGUUGACGAACAGGUCGAAUCGCCCGAGACGCUGACUAUCAGGCUUGAGGAAGAAGCUGCGCGGAACGGAGGAGACCUUUGCGGGGGUUCCCCUACCGGUCUCCUGCCCAUGUCGUACAAGGCUCAGCCGUCCCAGCUGCACGAUUCCUCCUACCCGCCAUAUUCGUCUCAGACCUUCUCGAGCGAAAAUGCAGCAUCGCAGAUGAAUCAGAUGGCAUUUGCCGCAAACAAUACGGCGACUGGACAGUACCUUGGUCCUCAAACGGCCUCUGGGCCUGCCCUUGAUGUCAUUUCAUGUCAGCCCAGUAGCGGAUCCUACGGCACCAAGAUAACCCUCAAAGUGAGGAGCCAGUACGAUCUCGCCUCUGGGGCCAUAUCAGCACACGACCCCUUUGUUUCGGUCCUUUUCGGGUCGCAGCGAUGCCCAGCCCAAGUGACGAGGGGUUCUAGGGAUGGUAAUAGUGCUUGCACCUACACUGUUACCGCUGAGGCUCCCCAGUUUCAGACGACAAGUUGCCCUUCGCUCAGCAACGUGCCCUUGACAUUGCUGGUCGAGGGCACCAACGGCGAGGAAGUCGCACGAGUUAACAGCGCUGGCGUGUUCUCAUACCACGGUGGACACGGUGCAGCCGCGGGUAGUGUGGUAGUUGGGGGCUCUGCUGACACCAGCACUCCGGACCUAGAGUCACCCAGGACACGGUCACCUGUCCCGCGCCCCAGCCCACCUAACCAAACCCUAAAGGUGGACACCAAGACUGCCAGCCUGCCUUCUCACCACGGGCUUCCUAGCGACUCAGAUACAAAUACAUAUGGUUUCCCACCUGUCGUCUCGGCCGCCACGUCGGCAGCCUCGCAGGCACAUGCGCAUGUUCAACCCGACUUCGCCUUCAGCCAAGGAAGCAGCAUGUUGGGGCCAUACCGCACUGAGCCUCCAUCCUAUACGGAUCAAUACUCUCGUGCACCUCUACUGCGAUCACCGCAUGGAUCACCAUGGUCGCCCUUUGGGAACCACAUGGACACGAUCCAGAGCUCUGCAAGGGCUGUUCCAGCACACAGCAAUGGACUUGCACGGCCAAGCUUGAAUCCUAUCCACCACUCGAAUUCAUCGACUCCCCAGCUAGUCCGGACGAGCACCAUCUCCCAGUCUCCAAAUGCAGGGCCAUCGGGUUACAACCCAUAUAUCUUGUUCCAGACGAAAGCCUCGCUCAACAUCGUUGGUGACCUUGAGAGCAUGAAAGAGAACUGGACGCACGAGGAGUGGGAGAACAGGCGCAGAAUCGUCCUCUUCAAGAAGCAGCAGAAUGGAAACGUGCUCACAACCAGCUUCAAGCCCGUGAGCGUCUCCGAACGGCCUCCAGGUAGCAUCUGCAUCAGUUGCAUAUGGUGGCAGGAAAAGAAUGACUGUUUUGUCACGUCGGUCGACACAAUUCACUUGCUGGAGCAGCUUGUUGCUGCACCCAAGAAGUUCGCGGUGGACGAGAAAAACCGCAUACGCAGAAACCUCGAGGGAUUCCACCCGUUGACGGUCAGCAAAUCUAAGUUCGACAGCGAAGAGUUUUUCAAACUUAUCAUGGGGUUUGGGAACCCAAAGCCACGAAACAUUGAGAAAGACGUCAAGGUGUUUCCAUGGAAGGUCCUGAGCCAGGCGUUAAUGAAGAUCAUCUCCAAGUAUAGCGCCCCGUCGUCCGGCAAUUUUCCGCCACCAGCUAGUGUUAGCAGCUCAUACCCGACUUUGCCCCCUACACCCGUCUCCGCGUCUUCAGCUAGUGCUGCCGACCCCUUGAUGGCAACGGCAUACAUGGGUUCCGGACACCAUCAGCACCAUGCAGAGUCGGGACCAAGUCCUCGGCCUCUCUCGGGUGGCUCAGCAUCUUGGGCGGCGUACGGGGGACCAGUCAAGACAAUGUCGCCAGCCAUGAAACUUGAGACCAUCAGCUCCCCGAUCCCAACAUCUGGCCCGAUGACAUCAGGUCCGAUCCCAACAUCAGGUCUGCGCAUCUCAACGCUACCUGCUGUUUACGACAGCCGCGGGUCGUUACAGAGCAUCACAUCUCCAUACAACAUGCCUAGUUCGGCCCACAGUGGCCAAUACCAUGGACAAGGAGGCUAUAGCCAACCGGGAGUACCCGUCACACAGAGCCAGACCCGGAGCUGGGAGGGGUACGCGGUCGCAGACGCCUACUCAACCCAAUCGAACCACCCCCACAGCCAAGUCUAUGGAGCCGGGCCAUAUGGCGAGGGCACCCAGCGCGCUUAGACUGGGCAGCGAAACGGUGCUGCGCUUGACAUCUGGCAGAUAAUUAUUGUCGGCUGCGGCAGCCCUUUUGGCCUUGGCGGCGGCAGCUGGCGCGUGAUGGUUCCACUCCUGGCUGUCUUUCGAUGUGGGGUGGGCGACUAGCGGCCGUUGUCGAUGCGUGAUGCCCGGAUGGACGACGGCAUGUGAGAAGACGGCCCGGACAAAACAGCCAUGGGGCGUCUCGCAACCUGGGUGACUGCAGGACGUGAGUCAUGGUCGUGGUGGGAGGGGCAUGUGAUG
Molecule: messenger RNA, 2818 nt
Organism: Lasiosphaeria miniovina
Lineage: Eukaryota; Fungi; Ascomycota; Sordariomycetes; Sordariales; Lasiosphaeriaceae
Exons: 4
Coding region: 209-2539 (776 amino acids)
Cellular component (GO): nucleus
Source: RefSeq, a predicted model, not a curated record